Molecule: messenger RNA, 6046 nt
Organism: Helicoverpa armigera (cotton bollworm)
Lineage: Eukaryota; Metazoa; Arthropoda; Insecta; Lepidoptera; Noctuidae
Gene: NetA
Product: netrin-B
Exons: 7
Coding region: 127-1950 (607 amino acids)
Biological process (GO): tissue development; motor neuron axon guidance; animal organ morphogenesis
Cellular component (GO): basement membrane
Molecular function (GO): protein binding
Source: RefSeq, a predicted model, not a curated record
UCCGCGGCAAAGCUCUCAAAGCUCCGCGCCCCUUCAGUCCGCCGGCGGCAGUCGACCGGCGAGUACGUGCCGCCCGUGACGCCCUCCCGCGGAAACUUUACGCGAGUGCAGUGACAGUGAGUGAGCAUGCCCGCCCGCGCCGUGGCCCUCCUAGCCACCGCGGCCCUCGCGCUCGCCGCCACCCCGCCCGACCCCUGCAUGGAGGAUGGCCGCCCGCGCCGCUGCAUCCCCGACUUCGUCAACGCUGCUUUCGGGGCCCCCGUGGUCGCCUCCUCCAUUUGCGGAAGACGAGGACCCGAGCGUCUCUGUGAUCCUCCCGGCGAUCAGCCCCCCGAAAAUUCUUGCAGAGUAUGCGAUGCCGCUAGAUCUGAUCGCCGACACCCGCCGACUCAUCUCACCGACCUGAACAACCCCAACGACGUGACGUGCUGGCGAUCCGCGCCGAUCCCGCCGACCUCGUACGACUCGCCACCCGACAACGUCUCGCUGACUCUAUCACUGGGCAAGAAGUAUGAGCUAACUUACGUGAGUCUGCAGUUCUGUCCGAAAGCCGCUCGUCCUGACUCCGUCGCUAUCUACAAGAGCGCGGACAACGGCGUCACCUGGCAACCCUUCCAGUUCUACUCGAGUCAGUGCAGGCGAGUGUACGGUCGGCAGAACAAGGCGACCGUUACUGCUGCUAACGAGCAAGAGGCCAGGUGCUCUGACAGUCACAGGUUGACUGGGGAGAGCUCUGGAGGAGCUCGUCUUGCGUUCAGUACUCUGGAAGGUCGGCCCAGCGCUGCUAACUUUGACAUUUCGCCUGUGCUGCAAGACUGGGUGACGGCGACGGACGUGCGGGUGGUGUUCAACCGGCUGCACAUGGUGAGCGAGGGCGACGAGGUGGAUAGCAAGAAGCAGGCGGCGCCGGGCGCGCAGCAUUACGCGGUGUCGGACUUCGCGGUGGGCGGGCGCUGCAAGUGCAACGGGCACGCGUCGCGCUGCGUGCCGCUGAAGGGCGAGGCUGCCGGCGGCGUGACGCAGCUCACCUGCGAGUGCAAGCACAACACGGCGGGCCGCGACUGCGAGCGCUGCAAGCCCUUCCACUUCGACCGGCCCUGGGGACGCGCCACCGCCAGGGACGCCAACGAGUGCAAAGAAUGCAACUGCAACGGUCACGCUCGUCGCUGCCGGUUCAACAUGGAGCUCUACAAGCUGUCUGGCCGCGCCUCCGGGGGCGUCUGCCUCAAGUGCCGGCACUAUACCGCCGGCAGGCACUGCCAUUACUGCAGGGAAGGAUACUACAGAGACCCUACCAAGCCUAUUACCCAUAAGAAAGCUUGUAAACCCUGCGACUGUCACCCAGUGGGCGCGAGCGGUAAGACCUGCAACCAGACGAGCGGCCAGUGCCCCUGCAAGGACGGAGUCACCGGGACCACCUGCAACCGCUGCGCCAAGGGCUACCAGCAGUCCAGGAGUCAUAUCGCACCUUGUAUACGUAUACCCCGAGUGGUGACUGCAGUGCAAGCCAUGGAGGCGGUGGACGGUGACCCGGGCCGCGCCACGGAGCAGUGCGGCCGGUGUCGCGCCGCCGCUCGCACGCUAAAUCUCAACAAGUUCUGCAGCCGAGACUACGUCAUAAUGGGCAAGGUGGUGGGCCGCGAGGCGAGCGCGGCGGGCGACCAGUGGGUGCGCCUGGCGCUGAGCGUGCAGGCGGUGUACAAGCGCGCGCCGCGCAGCCGCCUGCGCCGCGGCGGCACCGCCCUGCACGUGCGCGCCGCGGACCUCGCCUGCAAGUGCCCUAAGAUCAAGAUUAACAAGUCGUACCUAAUCCUAGGAGUGGAAAAAGAGGGUGUGUCAAGUGGUUUGCCGGGGCUGACAGUCGGCGAGAGGACACUAUUACUGGAGUGGCGCGACGACUGGCACCGACGCAUCCGCCGACUUCAGCGGCGCGCGAUCAACUGCCACUAGCGGCCCGCCAUCUUGGAAUAGUGGGGAUAAAGCAACCAAUGAGAGCGCUCCGCUCUCGUCGUAAUCCGUCGUUGCAAACAUACGUGAAUUGAUAAACGUAGUUGUUUUAACUGUUACUGCCAUAUACGUGCUGUCUUUAUAAAUUCAUAUUACAUUAACUGUAUCAGGGAUGAAUGUUGAUAUAUCGUAAGACUGAUUGUAAUCUCUCUGCAAUACAUCUUCGUGUAUCUUUAAGGUGUCUUAGGUCUUUAUGUCAGUCCCGUUAGUGUGUCGUCAUCCUUUGUUAGCUAAUAACUGUUAAACAGAAGUACUGUCAUAGUGAAAAGCUUUAUACAAUUAUUGAAUACAUAUUUACUUUUGAUUUCAUAUAUUUCUUUAAUACUAUACCUAGUAGGUAUCAAGAUAGCGUUUCGGAAAAGAGCCUAAUUUUACAUUCUAAUGACUUAUUUAUUGCCAAACUUAGGCCUAAUCAAACACCUCCAACUUCAAUCUAGAUCUUAAAGAAUAAAUAACUUAACAUACUUAAUCAAUAGACUCUUGUCAUAGUUAGAUUUUGGCACUUCAUAUAGCCUUUAUCAAUAUAAAUAUACUUAAAUAUAAAGUUGUCCAUUUUGAUCCAACAUUCAUUCCUGAGCACUCGAACGUUUACCUAGUCCGUUUUAGGAAUAACGUUAUUGAUAACUAAUAACUGUAGUUUCACUGUUACUUACGACAAGGUUUUAUGCCAAAAAUGCAAGAGACUAUUGUGGCGCGCGAAAUUUGGUCCUUUUGUACGAACAGAAUUCGAAAAAUAAAAAUAAAAAGCAACAAAAAUAAAGAAGACUUUUGGGAUCUGGAGUCGAAAGGACCAAAUCAUGUACGUCACAAUCUACAUGAAGAAAAAACUUCGAAAUUUUCCCCAUCCUAGGAUUUCGUUGAACAAAAAUGUACAUUAUUAUUAUUAUUUAUUUUGAAUAGUUUAAUUUUAUAAGGCAAAACUUAAUUGUAUCGUUCCAUUUCUUGCAUUUUUUGUAUAAUUGUUAUUUUAUAUUGAAAAUGCUAAUGUUGAUAUUGUUUUUAUGUGCUGUGGCUGCAUGACAUCAUGGUGUCUGUCCAACUUUGUAAAAAAGCAGAAUUUGAAUAUUUGAAAAAUACUCUUUAUUAUUUUAAAGAGUAUUUAUUUCUAUUUAUUUAAAAAAAAAAAAAAAAACAAUAAAAAGUAACAAAACCAUGACAGUUUAAAGUGACAUUUGUGUCAUGUCAGUUUGACAGAUGACGUGAGUUGUGUGCGCGAUUGUACUCGUUAGAUGUAGGACACAUUCGAAGAUGAAUCACCACAUAGUCACAAUGGUUUAACGUACCUCAUUUAUAUUAUAAAUCUUAUCACUAAGGUUAAGUGUUUAAUUUAUAUCGUUAGCGCUUAGAUUUUAUACACAUUAAGCUAAAAAUAUCAAUCUCUCUAUGUGUUCGUAAUUUUUCUCUUUUUUUAUUUUUCUGUAAAUUAAAUGAUUUAAAUAUUAGAUCUUGCCAAAGUAACAUUUUUAUUUUGUAUAGAGUACUAAGUUUCCUCUGUAUAAUAUCUUCUGUGUUGAGGAUAUAACUUGAACAAAUUGCGUCGCCUAACUAAGGUAUGUACAGUAUUACUAGCUUUACUAAGGAAAAUAAUAAUAAGAAUCUUUUGGUUUUUGAAAAAGUACAAUCGGGAAAAAAGUUAUUCAUAUAAAAAAAUACAUUACGCAACUCUAAAAGAAUUUCUCAUUGUUGCUUGGAGUACAAAAAAAAACAUAAUUUAUCUCCAGAAGAACCAUACAAUACACAAAAGCUAUUCAUUCAUAACAAAAAAAAAUAUGAACAUCUCAAUCGAGAAAUAAAGUCAGAAAGUAUGCGUAAUCAUGUCCAAUUGAUCUGUCAAAGUUAUUUAUGCUAUCUGUGCGGCCGCCAUCUUUACAAUGGCAUAAAUCAACGUGAACGCAACAUUUUACAAUAAUCAAUGUUACCGGUUGAACGGACAGACUAAAUUGCCUGAAAACGCUGUUAUAAAAAGUAAUAAAAAAUGAAAUAUUUCCAUAAUGUUUUUAUGUUGUAAUUUAGGUACAAACUCUUCUGAUUCACAUUUGAAUGGCCACAGUAUAUACUCAGCAUUUAUAAAAUCAUAAUACUUUUUCAAAAAACAAAAGAACGUAAUCUAUAGAUAAAAUAAAUAUUUAAAAAACGACUUAGAAGUUUCGCUUGAACGUACUACGGAUUGUAAAAAGUGUAUUUAGUUGUAGAUUGAACUAUUAACCUGUUUCUAGUUAUGCAUAUCUUUAGAUUUCAUAAUUUGUAUAUUUCAAAUUAUAAUUUGGCUCUAUAGACUGUAAUCUUUAUACUUUAGCUGCUAAUAAAAAAAACACACAAAUGUCAAUUUAGUAACGAUGUUCUUUUUUCAAAGUUUACCUAAAUAAUUAUUACGCGCCAAAUUAUAAUUUAAAAUGUCGAAAAUAUAUUAAUAUCUGAACGUAAUUGUAUUUAUAGCAUAGUCAGUUUGUAUUUUUACUGAAUUUAAUAAUAUAUGUGAAUAUUGUUUUAUUUUCCAGUUUAUUUAUUCAAGGUGGUAACAAUGGCGUACAAUCAACCAAUAAAAUGAAUUAAAAAAAACUACAAAUAAUCAUGAAAAUAUUACCACCACUUUUGACCGAUCAUUCCUACAAUAAUAAUGGGAACAAAUAUAAUGACCACCAUAAAAUGCUUUGAUACCCUUAGUUUUGCAACCAGAAAAAUCUACUGAACACCAGAAAAAUAAAGUCUAAAAAUGUAAUAGUACCAGCUAUUUUAGUCACGACUUCACUUUAAAUUGUAUUCGACCACCAAAUUUAGUAAAUGAUCACCAACCCUUGACGACCAAAUUAAUAUAUUAUUUUUGCCUAAAUAAGUCACUGUGAUUGCCAUAAAAUGUAGGCUUAUUAUCAAACAAAGUAUUAUGAUGCCAUAUUAAGUUAUGUGUCCGGCUUGCAAUGCAUGCGUGAGUGUCAGUAUGACGAGUGACAGGGGAAAAUGGAAGAAAAUGACAUAUUGCGCCGACCCCAAGUAAAAUUGGGAACAGGGCAGGAGAAGGAGAAGAAGAAGAAUGUGUUUCUCAAUACACUCCCUCGAAAACACACUCUUAUCGCACUGUUUAGAGGCAUGCAAUAGACAAUUUUCCACCCUAGUGCAGGAAAAGGGUCCCCAUAAUGUUAUUACAUUUAUUGUAUCAGGCCGAACUUAUUUUUUUGGAGUCAGUUUACUUAAACAGGAUAGCAAGAUGUAAAAACUUUGAUUAUCAUUUUAUAUUAAAAAGCUGGUAUAAUUUUGAUGAUCAUUCACUACUUUUGGUGAUCAUUUACUACUUUUGGGAUAACAAUGAUUUAUUUGGACUCAUUUUGCUUAAAUAGGAUAGCAGAAUGUAAAAACUUUGGUUAUCAUUUUACUUUAAAAUGGUGGUUUAAUUUUGGUGAUCAUUUACUAUUUUUGGCUUGCGCAUGAUUUAUUUUGGAGUAAUUUCACUUAAAUAGGAUAGCAAAGUGUUAAAACUUUGGUUAUCAUUUUACAUUAAAAUGCGAGUUUCAUUUUGGUGAUCAUUUACUAUUUUUGUCUGCUAUUUGUUACUAUUUCUGGUGAUCAGUUAAACAUAAGCCAAUAAUAAUUACCAAUAAUACGAAAACAUCCAGAACGAUCAUUGAAUAAUAAACUUAAUUUGUCUUAUUUUAUAUGCAAGCACGGUCUUCAACCCUCUCUAUAAUUAUUUAUAUCGGUUUAAUGAAUAAAUUACUUAUUAUUAACGCACAAAUAAGGCCUAUUAAGCUUACUGUCGCGAAAUUAAAUUAAAUACAUAUGUUUAUUUGGCGACAAGUACUGUUAUAAAUAGUAUAAUAUUCAUUUAGUUAUACUUAUUUAUAUUUUAAGGGAUGUCAAUUGAAUUUAGGAAAGCGCGCGAAGGUUUUGUCUCCGACCAUAGAUUCAAAAUGGCCGAUGUUCUGUCUAUGGUCUGUGAAACUUUUGGCGCGCAAUCGAAUUGUGUUUUCAAGAUACCCUGCUCCUGUGAUGUAAUAAAUGUUAUUGGUUAUAUUUAUUUAAAAAUAAAAGUACAUUAAUAUACGUA